Messenger RNA from Haliotis rubra (blacklip abalone), 1155 nucleotides. Its product is annotated as ATP-binding cassette sub-family C member 2-like. NCBI's taxonomy places the organism in Eukaryota, Metazoa, Mollusca, Gastropoda, Lepetellida, Haliotidae. The transcript has 8 exons. Gene Ontology annotation, biological process: transmembrane transport. The record is from RefSeq and is a predicted model, not a curated record. Gene Ontology annotation, molecular function: ATP hydrolysis activity; ATP binding; ATPase-coupled transmembrane transporter activity. Gene Ontology annotation, cellular component: membrane.
AUGGCUAAUAGUAUCAGCUCCUGCUCUGGCAGCUACAUCUACACUCGCGUGUCCUCCUUCAACUCCUGGAUUCAGGGACAUAAAAACCUAAGCAUCCCUGAGAGGAGUUUGGUGGCUUUGGUGGGACAUGUAGGGGCGGGGAAAUCUUCACUUGUAGCAGCUGUCCUGGGGGAGAUCUAGAAGCUGCAAGGUCAGGUCAAUGCCAGGGGUCGUGUUGCCUAUGUGUCCCAACAAGCUUGGAUCCAGAACGACACCUUGCAGAACAACAUCUUGUUGGGGAGACCCAUGGACAGUCAACAGUAUAAAACAGUGAUCAAGGCCUGUGCUAUACAGCCUGAUAUAGAUAUGCUAUCUGCCGGAGAUCUAACGGAUAUCGGGGAAAGGGGUAUCAACUUGAGUGGAGGACAGAAGCAGAGAGUCUCACUAGCCAGAGCUGUCUACAACGAUGCUGACAUCUAUCUGCUGGAUGAUCCACUCAGUUCUGUUGACAGUCACGUCGUGGUGUUGGUAGCCCACAAUCUGCGUUACCUGCCUGACGUUGACAACAUCGUUGUCGUGGAGGACGGCACAGUAGCAGAGACGGGGUCGUUCCGCGACCUCCUCAACACUGACGGUGUGUUUACACGUGUGCUGCGAUCCUACAUCGCGGAUUAUGAAGACAACCCAGCAUAUUUUGAAGAUAUUGAAUCAAAACAUUUCAUUUAUCUAGAGUCAGACCUAAAAUCAAAGUUGAGAAGACUGGACAGUGAAGAGUCAUCUGAAAACAAACAGUUCAGACGCCAGGCGUCCAAGGUGUCCAGACAGACCUCAAGACAUCUGUCAACUUCGUCUGAAGACAAACCAGAGACCGAAGGUCGUUAUGUAAAGGAGGAAGGAGUCACUGAACCAGAUGCCAAGGAGAAGUGGUCAAUUCUUCUCAAGUACAUCUCCGCUUACGGCGAGUGGAACUUGCUGUUUCUUUUGGUGUGUUAUGCCAUGUACUACAUCACAUGGGUGGGGGCCAACCUGAUACUGGUCAGGUGGACAAAUGACCCACGUCUCCAACACGUCAACGACAGUAACACCAGUGACGCUGUGUGGAAGACAAACAUGAUCUACCUCAGCAUCUACGGCUGUUUAGGAGUUGCAUUGUGUAAGUGGACUGUGAGUGAGUAA